GUCAAAAAUUGACAUGUAAUAAAAUUAAACAAAACAAAAAUUCUAGUAAAAGCAGCUAAAAAUAUUCUAAAUUUCCGAGUAAGCAUGACGUAAUCUUUUGUAUAGUACCACAUUAUGAAUUACCUGAAAGUGACGAAGUGUUGGGCCCUUUUAUCCAACGUUACCCACUUAAAUGCCAAGAGUCAAUUAAGGUUCUACAGAAGACACUCGCUUUGUGACCUCUGCCUUUAUCCACAAGAUAAAAAACCUUGCUUUGAUAUCCGCAAUAUCACAAUAGAACGGGGCAACAAAUGCCACAUCAAGCAAAUCCGAUCAUUCCUGUACCAGCACUACUGGACUCGAGAGCCCAGCAUCGUUGGACUAUGGAUGUGCCUGAACUGUCCUUACUUGGAAGUACUCACUGAUAAAUAUUCUAGUUCAGGUGAUCGCUUGCUGGCCUUCGAGUGUUUAGCAAGAACGAACGAGAAGAAGCUAGUAGGAGUUAGUGUCGCUAACCAGGUAUUCCCGUGGGCUGCUGACGAGCUCGAGGAGUGGGCACAUUACACCGCCUCCAGACCUGAAAGACACCGCAUGUACUUCUGUGCACACUGCUACAGGAGUCCUAACUUAUUCAAGAAGUACGAUGUCAACUAUAUAUACGAUAUCGAAGUUCUUGGCACAGCUGCUGAGGUGACUGGCCAGGGUGUGGGGACAUUGCUGCUGAGAACUGCUCUCGAACACGCCAACGAGCUGCGCCAUCCACUUGUUCAAGUUGUAUCUUUAAGUCGUUACACAUCGAAAAUCUGCGAGAAGUGCGGCAUGAAACGUGAAUGGUCUAUGGACUAUACAGAGUUCGUGGAUGAUGCUGGUCAGCGGGUGUUCUUCCCUCGCCGUCCGCACCACACUGUGUCCGUCUAUGUCAAACACUUCGACCCCAAGAUUGGUGGUGUGCUGCCUUGCAAGCCACCAUUUUAGAUUACCUAAUAAGUUCUUUUGUUUCUAUAUUUGAUUGUGUAAUGAUUCUGAAGCUCAAUAAUAAAAAUAUCUUUAUUCAUGUAGGUCUAUUA
Molecule: messenger RNA, 1046 nt
Organism: Achroia grisella
Lineage: Eukaryota; Metazoa; Arthropoda; Insecta; Lepidoptera; Pyralidae
Exons: 5
Coding region: 115-954 (279 amino acids)
Molecular function (GO): N-acetyltransferase activity
Source: RefSeq, a predicted model, not a curated record